This is a messenger RNA of Penicillium chermesinum, 279 nucleotides long. RefSeq lists its product as uncharacterized. Lineage: Eukaryota; Fungi; Ascomycota; Eurotiomycetes; Eurotiales; Aspergillaceae. The coding region runs from base 1 to 279 and encodes 92 amino acids. The transcript has a single exon. The record is from RefSeq and is a predicted model, not a curated record.
AUGUUUGCCGGGGUAUUCACACCUAUCCGGCAUCCCUCUGUCCUCGAUUCUGGGGGACACCCAGGACAAUGCCCAGCUGCUUUCUCGCCAGCACUGAAACAAUUGCUGAGGACCAGCCACUUGACCACAAAGUACGUUCGUAAUCAAGCAAUAUUCUGGAACAUGAGGCAAGGGGCUCUGGUCUGCGCACCCUGGAAUGAGACGAUCGGCCCCGACUGCGCCGGGGUUACGCCAGAAGAGCUUGACGAUCCCAGGAACCAGGGUGCCAGCCUGGCUUAG